UAAAAUAAAUCCACACUUUCCCUUAAAACAUACCACACUUUUCCUCUUCUUCUUCUUCUUCUUCUUCAAAUGACAAAAUAUUAACAACUUUAAUCUUCUUCAUUUUUCUUCAAAAAAAAUUAUAAUUUGUGUUAUGGAGAAGGUUAAUUUUGUGAAAAAUGGUGUAUUAAGAUUACCACCAGGAUUUCGAUUUCGUCCUACUGAUGAAGAACUUGUGGUACAAUACUUGAAACGUAAAGUCUUCUCCUUCCCUUUGCCAGCAUCAAUUAUCCCUGAAGUUGAAGUUUACAAAUCUGAUCCUUGGGAUUUGCCAGGUGAUAUGGAGCAAGAAAAGUAUUUUUUUAGCACUAAGGAAGUGAAGUAUCCAAAUGGAAACAGGUCAAAUAGAGCAACAAAUUCAGGAUAUUGGAAGGCAACUGGAAUUGACAAGCAAAUCGUAUUAAGGGGCCAACAAGUAGGAUUGAAGAAAACACUUGUCUUCUAUAGAGGAAAAUCUCCUCAUGGUUGUAGGACCAAUUGGAUUAUGCACGAAUAUCGACUUUCCAAUCUCGAAUCUAACCACCACCCAAUCCAGGGAAAUUGGGUUAUCUGUAGAAUUUUCUUGAAAAAAAGAGGCAAUACUAAAAAUAAGGAGGAAAAUAUGACAACACAUGAUGAGAUUAUAAACAGAGAAGUUGGUAAAGACUCGCCCCUUGUUUCAGUCAAAAUGAGUCCUCGAUGUUCUGAGACAUUGGCUUCCGCCAACAGUGAAGUGAAGAAGAAGACAUCGAUGAUAUUUUACGAUUUUAUGGGGAAGGAUAAUUCGAAUGGAGUUGCAGCUUCAUCAUCAAGUAGUGGAAUCACUGAUUUGACAACUACUAAUGAAGAAUCUGAUGAUCAUGAAGAAAGUACAAGCAGUUUUAAUAGUUUUACUACUUUUAGAAGAAAAAAUUAAUUAAUUUAUCGUCUUUGAAUCGAUAUCAAUCGUCUUUUU
Molecule: messenger RNA, 973 nt
Organism: Solanum verrucosum
Lineage: Eukaryota; Viridiplantae; Streptophyta; Magnoliopsida; Solanales; Solanaceae
Product: NAC domain-containing protein 83-like
Exons: 4
Coding region: 134-934 (266 amino acids)
Biological process (GO): regulation of DNA-templated transcription
Molecular function (GO): DNA binding
Source: RefSeq, a predicted model, not a curated record